GGCUGAGGGUUUAGGACGAUCCAUUGGACGCUUCCUGCGCUCAGCUGAUCCGCCCAGUGCUCUCGUGUUUGCAAAAGAAAGAUGGCGGAUGACUGUGUGACCUGCAGCCCUGCACACGGAACAGACUAAAAACUUCACCAAAUAUAGAGUCGACCACAUCAGCCUGGAACGUACGGGGUUAACAGCCGCAUUUUAAGCUGCAGGCCUGUCACCCCCUCAUAUUUAAAGGGCCAAGCACUUUAUUUUUUCCUGCUUUUCUGGUUUCCAUUCCAGCUGCUGCUUUGCACCGAUGGCGGCCAUGGCGGAUCUGAGGGAGGAGUUGCUAUGUUCUCUCUGCCUGAACCUCUAUACCGAUCCGGUCAGCCUGCGCUGCGGACACAACUUCUGCCGGGAUUGCAUCGAGAAAGUUUUCCAGAACCAGAACCGACCCGGGGAUUGUAAAUGUCCCAACUGCAGGCGAGUGUUCUGGGAGCGUCCGGAGCUGCAGAGAAACAUUACGCUGUGCAAUAUCGUAGAGCGCCUCCAGGUGACGGAGCAGCAAGGGUUCAGCGUCACCUGCACCUACUGCGUCCACUUACCCGUCCCGGCCGUCAAGUCCUGCGUCAUGUGCGAAGCGUCGCUGUGUGAACUGCACCUGAAUGUCCACAGCAAGGCCCCGGAACAUGUAUUAACUAACCCCACCCAGUCCCUGGAGAACAGAAGGUGCCCGACCCACCGCAAGAUCCUGGAAUAUUACUGCACCGAGGACGCCACCUGCAUCUGUGUGUCCUGCCGGCUGGACGGGCAACACGGCGAACACCGGAUACAGACGCUCCAAGAGGCCGGCGAGAAGAAGAAGGAAGAGAUAAGACAUCUCCUGCAGGAGCUAAAAACCAAAAAAGAGGAAAUGGAGAAAAGAAUCAAGAGACUCGAAAUACACCGGAGGAACGUGAAAGAAAGAUCCGCCAAGGCGAAGAAGAAAGUCGCCGCGCUCUUCGAAGAUCUCACGAGACGACUGGAGGAUCUGGAGACGAAGCUGCACGGUGACAUCUCCCAGCAGGAGGCGCAAGUGUCGCUCUCAGUCACAGAUCAGAUCCGGCGGCUGGAGGAGAAGAAGGACGAGAUCGCCGGGAAGAUGAGUUCAUUGGAGGAGCUGUGCAGUAUGGCCGACCCGGUGACGCUCCUCCAGGAACGACUGUCGGACAACAAUGGCGUCUCCGAUACUGAGGAGGAAGAGGACGGCGAGGAGCUGGGGGAUCUGGAUGUAGAACUAAUCUCCGAGGCUUUACGUAGUGGACUAUCCCAUAUACUGAGCGACAGGAAAGACGUCGUCUACGUAUCGGAGGCGGUGGAUAUAUCUCUGGAUGUGGACACGGCCGGGAACAGUAUAGAGAUCGCCGGAAACCUCAAAAUCCUUUCCUGGACGAAAAAUACAGCGAACCGACAGCAAACAGCGCAGAGAUUCCAGUACAGUCAGGUCCUAAGCGUCCAGAGCUUUUCAGCAGGACGCCAUUACUGGGAUGUGGAGAGCAGCAAGUGGGGGGACUGGAGAAUUGGGGUGUCGUACGCCAGCGCUGCAAGGCAUGGCGAUCUGUCCUGGAUCGGGCACAAUAGGCAGUCGUGGUGCUUACGCCGGAGGAAUGAGGAAUACACUGUACGGCACGACAACGAGGACCAUCUGGUGCCGCACAGGAUCAUGGUCCUCAGGUUCAGGGUCCAUCUGGACUACGAGGCCGGGCAGUUGUCCUUUUAUGAACUGUGCGACCCAAUGAGGCUCCUGUACACGUUCACCGCCAGCUUCACCGAACCGCUGCACGCGGCCUUCUACCUAUGGGAGGACGUGUACGGGAGGAGGAGCUGCCUAAGGAUCAUCACCGAAACGUGACAAGAGUCACAUGACAAUCCGUCACCAAAACAAUAAACUAGAGCGCCUCCAGCUGUUCCAAAACUACAACUCACACAGUCCGCUAUGUGUUCUCUCCACUCUGUACACUCAUAUAUAUCCUCAUCUGUGGUGUUACAUAGGACUGCAGGUCACAUCUAUACAUUAUCUGUGGUGUUACAUAGGACUGCAGG
Messenger RNA from Hyla sarda, 2055 nucleotides. RefSeq names its product E3 ubiquitin/ISG15 ligase TRIM25-like. Gene Ontology annotation, molecular function: zinc ion binding; protein binding. The record is from RefSeq and is a predicted model, not a curated record. The transcript is spliced from 2 exons. Bases 290 to 1864 code for a protein of 524 amino acids. Lineage: Eukaryota; Metazoa; Chordata; Amphibia; Anura; Hylidae.